Molecule: messenger RNA, 771 nt
Organism: Candida tropicalis MYA-3404
Lineage: Eukaryota; Fungi; Ascomycota; Pichiomycetes; Serinales; Debaryomycetaceae
Gene: REX2
Product: Rex2p
Exons: 1
Coding region: 1-771 (256 amino acids)
Cellular component (GO): mitochondrion
Molecular function (GO): nucleic acid binding; 3'-5'-RNA exonuclease activity
Source: RefSeq, a predicted model, not a curated record
AUGAUAAGACAUAUUAUAAAGAUAUCUCAUAUUCCUAGUAAAAGAUUUUAUUCAAUCAUGUCAACUUCAAAGAAAACAAUUGCAUCCAAGGAACAAACACUUUCAGAAUUCCGUAAUUUAAUUGAUCAAAAAAUGAAAUCUAGACCAGAAAAACCUAUCGUUUGGGUAGAUUGUGAAAUGACCGGAUUAGAUGUUUUUGGAAAUGAUAAUAUUAUUGAAAUAUGUUGUUUAAUAACUGAUGGAAAUCUAGAAAUUGUAGAUGAAGAAGGAUAUGAAAGUACAAUUUAUUAUCCUAAAUCAAGACUAGAUCAAAUGAAUGAAUGGUGUAUUGAAACUCAUGGUAAAUCAGGUUUAACUGCAAAAGUAUUGGCUAAUCCUGAUAGAAAAUUGGAUAUUGUUGAAAAUGAAUUAUUAGAAUAUAUAAAAAAGUAUAUUCCAAAAGAAAGAGAUGCAUUAUUAGCAGGUAAUUCCAUACAUAUGGAUAGAUUUUUUAUGAUGAAAGAAUUCCCUAAAGUUAUUGAACAUUUACAUUAUAGAAAUAUUGAUGUUUCAACUAUAAUGGAAAUUGGUUAUAGACAUAAUCCUGAUUUAAUGAAAUGGCAACCAAAGAAAAAGGGAUCACAUACUGCUAGAUCAGAUAUUUUAGAAAGUAUUGCUCAAUUGAAAUGGUAUAGAGAACAUUAUUUAAAGCUGAAGGAAGAAACAAGAGACGACAUUGAAAAAAUUGCCAAUUCAAUGAGCCUGAUUGGUAUAAGUAAUGAAAACAAAUAG